AUGGAAAUCCUGACGCGCGAAGUUAAUCCUGAUGUAUUGGCUGAUCUGCAACCGCCGCUGUUACGGCGCAUUUAUGCCGGUCGUGGUGUCAGCAACAGCCAGGAAUUGGAUCGCUCGCUGCAGGCGUUAGCCUCUCCAGUUAAGUUGCCUGACGUGCAGUUGGCCGCAGAACGCCUGGCGGAUGCCAUCACCCAGCAGCAGAAGAUCAUGAUUGUUGGUGACUUUGAUGCUGAUGGCGCUACUGCGGUGAGCCUGUGUGUAAAGAUCCUGAAAGAUUUUGGCGCCGAGCGCGUAGAAUUUCUGGUGCCCAAUCGUUUUGAGUACGGAUAUGGCCUGUCACCGGAAAUUGUAGAUCUGGCUAACUCAUCGCAACCUGAUCUGAUUGUGACUGUCGAUAAUGGUGUCUCCAGUGUGGCUGGGGUUGAACGGGCCCGUGAACUGAACAUCGAUGUGAUUGUGACGGAUCAUCACCUGCCGGGUGCAGAACUCCCCCGCGCAUUUGCCAUUGUUAAUCCUAAUCUGCCUGACGCCGGGUUUCCCAGUCGUAAUAUGGCUGGAGUUGGCGUGGCGUAUUACGUGCUGGGGGUUGUGCGCACAACAUUACGUGAUCGCGGCUGGUUUAACGAACACCGUCCGGCACCGAACCUGGCGCAAUACCUGGAUCUGGUUGCUCUGGGUACCGUGGCGGAUGUGGUGCCUUUAGACGCCAACAAUAGAAUUCUGGUGCAUCAGGGUGUUGCCCGCAUGCGUGCGGGUCGUUGUCUGCCGGGCAUCAAGGCACUGGCUGAAAUUGCGAAACGAUCCCUGGCGACCUUGUCCGCCCAGGAUCUGGGUUUUGCUCUGGGCCCGCGGCUGAAUGCAGCAGGGCGUCUUGAAGAUAUGAGCAUCGGCAUUAAAUGUCUGCUGGCGGACAGCCUGCCCGAAGCCCGACGUCUAGCCACAGCGCUGGAUCAGCUGAACAAAGCCAGGCGCCAACUGGAACAGGAUAUGGUGGGUGAUGCUGAGCUGUUGCUUGCUCAGGAUCAGGCGGAUACCGAUCGAGUAGGUUUAACCGUCUACCAUGAAUCGUUUCAUCAGGGUGUGGUUGGCAUUGUUGCAGGACGCCUGCGCGAAAAAUUCCAUAAACCUGUGAUUGCCUUUGCGGAUGCUGGAGAUGCGGCACCAGACGAGCUCAAGGGUUCUGCACGCAGCAUCACCGAUCUGCACAUCCGUGAUGUGCUGGAUCGGGUUGCGUCCAGCCAUCCUGGGUUGCUGUUGAAGUUUGGCGGCCAUGCCAUGGCGGCGGGGUUGAGUAUCAAGCGCGUCCACCUGACACGUUUUGCGGCUAUUUUUGACAAAGCUGUACAGCACUUCAGUCACGCAGAGAUGUUGCAGGCACGCUUGAUCACAGAUGGGGAGCUGGAUGCACACGAGUUAUCUCUGCAGAUGGCGGAACACCUGGCGGCUGCGGGUCCCUGGGGCAGUGGUUUUCCUGAACCCUCAUUUUGUGGUGAGUUUGAACUUGUCAGUCAGCGGGUUGUAGGUGAACACCAUCUGAAAAUGGUGUUAAAAAAAGACGCCCGGGUCAUUGAUGCCAUCGCUUUCCGGCAGGGGCCGGUGCCGGCCAGUACCCAGCAGGUGCGGGUAGUCUAUAAGCUGAGUAUUAACGACUAUGGUCAGAUUCCCACGCCACAACUCAUGGUGGAUUUCCUCCAAGCCCUUUGA
Messenger RNA from Symbiodinium necroappetens, 1704 nucleotides. The record is from the annotation of a GenBank genome assembly. Lineage: Eukaryota; Dinophyceae; Suessiales; Symbiodiniaceae.